Messenger RNA from Pygocentrus nattereri (red-bellied piranha), 1026 nucleotides. It is a transcript of the gene chchd1, whose product is annotated as coiled-coil-helix-coiled-coil-helix domain containing 1. Gene Ontology annotation, molecular function: RNA binding. Gene Ontology annotation, cellular component: nucleoplasm; mitochondrion; mitochondrial ribosome. The record is from RefSeq and is a predicted model, not a curated record. The transcript has 3 exons. Lineage: Eukaryota; Metazoa; Chordata; Actinopteri; Characiformes; Serrasalmidae. Gene Ontology annotation, biological process: mitochondrial translation. The coding region runs from base 187 to 552 and encodes 121 amino acids.
AGGCAGCGAUUUACGACGUGUUUACGGCAGUGACGUUGAGCGUAACCAUAGCGACGGCUGGACAGACGUCAGACGGCAGUGAUGGCGGUUUCCAGACGGUUUUGAGGAGCGUGGUGGUCUGCUGUGCCCUGAGAGUUUAGUGUCUGUGGUCUGAGCUCCGCGCUGUGCGCAGGGCUGCUGUAGAGGAUGGCGGUGCAGGGCGCGGGGGUCGAGGCGGUGCUGAGGCGCCUGCUGAGCAGAGAGCGCGGGCGGCCCGUGCUGAAGCCCAACAAGCCGCUGCGCCUCAAGGACGAGGUGGCGAACCGGAGACCGGAGAAAGGAGAGGCCACAUGUAUCACAGAGAUGUCCAUAUUGAUGGCUUGCUGGAAGCAGAAUGACUUCAACAACACUGUGUGCUCCAGUGAAGUGUCUGCAUUCUACAGAUGUAUAGAAAAGGCCCAGGCAGAGAGAGAAAAAGCAAAGCGCCAGACUUUUAGCCAGGGAGGACGACUGCUGCCAAAACAGGCCAAUAAACUCCUGAAAAGAUAUCCCAACUUGAAGCAAGAGGUCUAGCUCCAGCUGCCUGGAUGUAUUCAGCUAUGGACUCCUGCAUGUGAAAAACGUGUAUUUUGGACUGAGAGUUUGGGCAGUGAAUCAGCAAAUCCACAGUUUAUGUUGAAUGCAGUGGUUUUGGGCGUGCCUUUAAGAGAUGCUGAGAUUUUCUAUUCUGAAUAUCUCUAGUAGACUGCAUAACUUCUGCAACGCCAGUCUGGAGGUUUGCCAUACAUAAUUGGUCACAUUAUCAGCAGCUGAUAGUGGCAAAGUAAACAUUUUUUUUGCAGGACUGUGAAUGAACAUCUACUUGUUAUUGUGCUUAGUUGAGUCUUGUCAUAGAUCAGCCUGUCAAAGCAGUACAAGACAAAUCAUUGGCAAUUUUACUGCAGUUCACACCUUGUGAUUUUUGAAUGGUUAUGAAUUAUUAUUGUUACUAUUGAUGUUUGUGUACUGACAUCCCUUGACAACUUAAAUGUUAUUGAUUUGAUGAGA